AUGUACACCGCGAAUAAUCCCCUCUCGCAAUCGCUUGCAUCGCGCCAACCCCAUUAUUCCGCCGUGAGAAAGUCGGGCUCCUUCUCCGGACCCCCCAGAAUUCGGACGCCGAUCCUGAACGAUGCGAUCAUCCAUUCGGGCCCGGGCUCCACCAGUGCCGGCACGGGGGCAGAGGGAUUAGGGGAAGAGGACCCCCGGUAUGCGCAGUUCCGGGACCGAUAUGCGCAAUCCGAAGCGCGUUUGUUCGCACUGUGUCGCGGCGAGACGGUCGUGUCGAAAAAGCGAAGUGCGGACGAAAUGGAGGGAAGUUUACCGAAUGGACAGAAUGGACAUGCGGAGGCAUCAUCAAGACCCGCGAAGAAGGCCGCACGGACAAUUGAUGAGGACGACUAUGGAGACGACGAGGAGGACGAAGAGGGCGAGUCAAUCAAGAAAUCCCCCUUAUCGCCGCUGCAUACGAAAGGGAAACUGCCCAACAACGUCUUCCACGGGUUCGGUUCGCCAAUGGUUCGAGUUGCGUCAUCGUCGAGUGCGGCUGCGGAGCAGGCUGUGCAAGAUCAGAGCAAGCUACAAGAUGAACUACGCAAGCGGUUAGAGCAAGAUAAGAAGAAGGCGGAGGAGGCGGCGAAGCGGAGUUGUUUCACUUUAUACUACACCCUGGAAACCGACCGAGAUGCGAUGCUGGAACAACAGAAGCUGGAUGAGCUGGAUCGGCAGAUCGAGAAAGAGAUGUCGGGACAGCAGGCGGGAGCUGGCGCAUCCGGAGACAAUGCCGCGCACCAAGGCGGGUCCUUGAGUAGCUCAAACCUGGGCGCUUCUAGUUUGACCCUGAAGCAUCUCAUCAAAAGGAUCGAUGCCAAGCGGGGGAUCGUCCGAGCAAACGACGCCCAACUGCGAACCCUCAUCAACGAAGUGCGGAAAAACAGGAGUAAGUGGGCGAACGAGGAUAAGGUCGGCCAGGAAGAGCUAUACGAGGCGGCGGAGCGGGUCCUCAUCGAGCUCAAAGCACAGACCGAGCAUGCCGCCCCUUUCCUGCAGCGCGUGAAUAAGCGCGAUGCACCGGACUACUACAACAUCAUUAAAACUCCGAUGGACGUCGGGACGAUGUUGAAGAAGUUGAAGCAGCUUCAGUACAAGUCCAAGAAAGAGUUUGUGGAUGACCUGUACCUCAUCUGGUCCAACUGCUUGAAAUACAACCAAGAUCCGAACCACUUCCUGCGGAAGAAGGCCACCUACAUGCGCAAGCAGACCGAUAAUCUCGUCAGGCUCAUCCCGGACAUCACGAUCCGCGAUCGUGCCGAAGUCGAAGCUGAGGAGCGGCGGCAGCAGAACGGUGAUGUGGAUAUCGAUGGCGUUGAGGAUAGCGACGACGAGGAACCCAUCAUGGCGUCACGCGGCAGAAAAGCGCCCAGUAAAGGCAAAAAGGGAAGCACUGCUGCGCGAAAAGCCCCUCCAGGUGGAAGCGAAGAGACUCCAGCGACUGAGACCAAGCCAUCCGUUCCACCUACUCUAAAGAACGAAUUCCUUCGAGCAGAUUCCGAUGCACCAGUGGAGAACGGGUUCACCACGCCGCCUCCUGGGACACUGACCCCAUUAGGCCCCCAUGGCGUAACCGGUAGCCAGGUUGAUGGUUCCGAUGCCGACGGCGGGGCGAGCUCCUUCAACGAUGUGCAAACCGGUCAUAUCGAUGACGCUGACAUUGAUGAUGCCGAGUAUAAGACAUGGAAGCAAGUGACCAAGAAGGCGCGAGCCUUGGCUGCAGCCGAGAGGAACCGUCUUUUUCGCGGGAAUGAAAUUAACCCUGAGGAACCAGCGCUCCUCCGUAGCAGGGCCGGAAUGAGAAGGUGGCUGCGCGGUCGUAAGAUUGCAAGCCAAGAGGGUGAGCCGACCGAUCUCAGCGUGCAAGCGGAAGCAAAAGAGUCCACGCCGGGAAUGUCGGGCGAAACGCUCGCCGAAGGCAUCGAAGAGGAGGAAGAGCUCGCUCUCCCGGACUAUUACGACGUCGUUUCCGCAAUCCCGGAUCUCGACGAUCGACUAAAGUGGGAAGUUGACGCGGAUGGCCAAGUCGUUGACCAAGCUGAAGAAUGCCUUCGUGUUGUACCUCCGGGCACGUUUACCGCUCCCGAAAGCGCACUGACCAAGAAAAUGGAUGCCAAUAUGAAGCAGAUUCAAGACACUCGGAGGGUGUGCGCUAAGAUCGGCAUCGUGAAGCAGAUGCAACAACAGGCCCAGAUCUAUCAAAAUCAGUUCCAGAAAUAUGAUCCGAUUCCUUUCCGCGAGGCGGACAUCGGGACUCACGUUGUAUCUGAUGAUGGGCCGGUCAUGAGCCCCGAAGUAUGCCGUGCCGCCAUGCAACGGAGCGUCGCCAAGAUCUUCUUCCAUGCCGGAUUCGAAGAUUAUCAGCCCUCCGCGCUCGAUGCUGUGACCGAUCUAGCCGGGGACUAUUUCAAGAACCUCGUCAAAACCCUCAAUGUCUACAAAGAGACUCCUCAAGUCAAAGUCCCAGCACCUGCUGGAUCGGAAAGCGAACUGAUCGCUCAACCCCGGUUCACGGAUGAAGAAAUCCUUCUGCACACGUUGGAUGUAAAUGGCAUGGAUGUCGGUCAACUUGACACCUAUGCGAAGGACGAGAUGGAGCGGCUUGGUGUCAAAUUGGGAGUGAGCCACGAGCGAAUGAAGGCGCAUCUUGCGGAGCUUCUCCGUCCUGCAAUCGACCCCACGCAUGGACCCGACGGCGCAGGAGCCUUUAACGAUGGCAGUGAACAGUUCGUCGGUGGAGAUUUCGCCGAGGACAUCGGCGAAGACUUCUUCGGGUUUAAGGAGCUUGGACUCGAUCGCGAGUUCGGUCUCAGCACUCUUUCGGUUCCUUUGCAUCUUCUCAGCAGUCGUCUUCACCAGGGUUACCAGAGCCAAAACGCAACCACAACCCCAAUGACCGGCGAAACCUUACCCCAACCCGACGCCUUCAAGCCCAUCACCGCCGAAAAUAUCACCGACGAAAUCGGCCUCAUCCACGGCUUCUUCCAAGACAAGCUGCGCGCCAACGGCAACCAGUCGCUCAUCGAAGACGACGACCUACCCCCCAAGCAGCGCUUCCCCAAACCCCGACUGCCGCCCACGGGCAAGAUCACCAGUCCGCGGAAGCGCCCGAUCCGCGAGCAACAGCAGCUAGCGAAGAAAAAGCGCAAGCUCGAAGAAGGCAAGGACGAUGCCGGUGGGGGCGCGGGCGCGCAGCCGUCCACCAACGGGAUCACCAAGACGGCGAAUAAGGUGGCGGGCCGGAUGCAGUUGAAGAUGCCGGAGCCGAAGGAGCCGGCGGUGGACUCGGCGCACGAUGAUGGGAGUGUUAUGGGCAUGAUGAGCCCGGAGAGCAUGUGA
Messenger RNA from Eremomyces bilateralis CBS 781.70, 3378 nucleotides. RefSeq lists its product as uncharacterized. Gene Ontology annotation, biological process: regulation of transcription by RNA polymerase II. Gene Ontology annotation, cellular component: SLIK (SAGA-like) complex; SAGA complex. The record is from RefSeq and is a predicted model, not a curated record. Gene Ontology annotation, molecular function: protein heterodimerization activity; structural molecule activity. Bases 1 to 3378 code for a protein of 1125 amino acids. The transcript has 5 exons. Lineage: Eukaryota; Fungi; Ascomycota; Dothideomycetes; Eremomycetales; Eremomycetaceae.